AUGGCAAGUACCUUCCAGAGGCCGGAUGGACAGCUUGGUCUGGACACGGUCGAACAGAUCCUGCGCAAACACGAGUCGGUUGAUGAUGCUGCCGUCGUGCUUCGAGACGGUGCGGACGCCGAAGCUGUUGCCUUCGUCACAAUGCACAAAAACAUCGUUGAGAGCCAGAUUGGAAAUCAACGUCAAUCCGACAACGAGUACGAAACGCAGCAAAUUCAGCUCUGGAAGACUGCCUUCGACAGAGGCGCCCGCACCGCAAUGGGUCAAAAUCUCCUGCCCAAUGCCGUCGCACGAGACUUUACUGGUUGGGUUUCUGCAUAUGAUGGAGCCCCAUUAAAUCACUCGGACAUGAAUGAAUGGCUUGACGACACGAUUGAAACUUUGCUCGGUUGCGGCAGCAGCCAUUCCCUCAACGUCCUGGAACUAGGAACGGGUUCUGGGUUGGUUCUCUUGGGCAUCGCCGAAAGCCUACAGUGUUAUCUCGGGCUGGAACUAUCACAAACGGCCGUCGAUUUCGUGACUGCGACGGCAAGCUCGAUCCCCUACUUAGCGGACAAGGUGCGGGUACAUCAAGGCACAGCAACCGACCUCCAUCUGUUGGGGCCAGCCUCCCCCAGCGUUGUUGUGAUCAAUUCGGUGGCGCAGUAUUUCCCCAGCAGGGAUUACCUUCUUGAAGUUGUUGAAGGCAUCCUACGCCUUGGCAGCGUCCGCACGGUUUUUCUGGGCGACAUCCGCUCCUAUGCUCUUCAACAAGAGUUUUUGAUCAGUAAAGCAUUCCACAAAUCAGGAGAACGGGCAAGUAAAGACGAUGUUCGAGAAGCAAUGAUGGGAAUGGCACAGGCAGAAAUAGAGCUACUUGUCGAUCCAGGGUUUUUUACCAGCCUGCCGGAUCAGUUCCCCGAUGUCAUCGAACACGUUGAGAUCCUCCCGAAGAAGAUGAGAGCAAACAACGAACUGAGUCGCUACCGGUAUGCGGCCAUCAUACAUGUCAGAGAUCGAAAACAGAUGGGAGAGGGGCGGCAGCAGCAGCAGCAGGUGAUCCACGAAAUCAAGGACGAGGAGUGGCUCGACUUUGUGGACUCGGGACUGGACCGGCAAAGCCUUUUGCGCCGUCUACAGGCCUCGGCCUCGGCGCCCGGCAUCGUGGCGGUGAGCAACAUCUGUUAUAGCAAAACGGUCUUUGACCGGCACGCCAUCGACUCCCUCAACGGCGGACCAGAGGACAACACCCUCGAUUGGAUUUCGUCUGCGCGUCAAAAAAGCCAGGAUUGCGCUUCACUCGCGGCGGUGGAUUUGGUAGAUAUCGCCAAGGAAGCAGGCUAUGAAGUCGAGAUCAGCUGGGCGAGGCAACACUCCCAACGUGGUGGUCUCGACGCGGUCUUCCACCGUCACCAGCCAUCUAGCGGAGCCAGGCUCAUGUUUCGCUUUCCAACAGAUCACCAGGGCCGAGCGGCGAGUACGUUCAGCAACCAGCCGCUGCAGCAACAAGCCGAGCAGGCCAUCCAACAGCAGCUGUACGAGGCUCUGGAGACCCAGCUUCCAUUACACCUGGUGCCUCAGGAUAUCUUUGUCUUGGGGACGCUGCCGACCAAUGCGGAAGGCGAGGUGGACCGCGAGGCGCUCGCGAGAAGAGCAGAAGCGUGA
This is a messenger RNA of Microsporum canis CBS 113480, 1644 nucleotides long. Its product is annotated as enniatin synthetase. The transcript has a single exon. Lineage: Eukaryota; Fungi; Ascomycota; Eurotiomycetes; Onygenales; Arthrodermataceae. Bases 1 to 1644 code for a protein of 547 amino acids. The record is from RefSeq and is a predicted model, not a curated record. Gene Ontology annotation, molecular function: S-adenosylmethionine-dependent methyltransferase activity.